AUGUCACGCCACGCCACUUCACGCCACGUCACGCCACUUCACAUCACGCCACGUCACGCCACGUCACGUCACGCCACGUCACGCCACGUCACGUCACGUCACGUCAUGUCACGCUACGUCACGUCACAUCACGUCAGGCUACGUCACGACACAUCACGUCACGCCGCAUCAUGUCACGCCACCUCACGUCACGUCACGCUACGUCACGUCACAUCACGUCAGGCUACGUCACGACACAUCACGUCAGGUCACGUCACGCCACAUCACGUCAGUCUACGUCACGUCACAUCACGUCAGGCUACGUCACAACACAUCACGUCACGCCACAUCAUGUCACGCCACCUAACGUCACGUCAUGUCACGCUACGUCACGUCACAUCACGUCAGGCUACGUCACGACACAUCAUGUCAGGUCAAAGAGUAAAGGCAAACGAUUGUGAGGCUUGUCCUAAUGGACAUUUCCAGCCUGUGGAAAAUAAAUCCAAAAGGUGCCAAGUAUGUACAGUCUGUGAUAAAAAAGCUGGGAUUACAGUUCGAGAGUGUACGGCAUUGACAAACACAGAAUGUAAGUGCCGUGACGGAUUUCUUCCCUGGGUGAAUGAUCCUACCUCUUGCUAUUGUCCCAACGGAUCUGGACUAAAUGGGGAAGAAUGUUCAAAAUGUGAAAAUGGAUAUUUCAGCCAAACUAUCGAUUCACGCUGUCAAAAAUGGAAAGAAUGCAAAUCAGGUGUGAGUGUUAGUGGCACUGACACAUCAGAUGUCAUCUGUAAGAGUGACACUGACAGCACUACAGCUCCUACAUCAAACAAAAUUACCUCUGGCAUCAAGCACUUACUAUCCCAGCGUCCACAUGAGGGGGCCAAAACUCAGGAGAUAAAUCAGGGUCCUACCACCACCACCACAGCCAGCACCACCACCACCACAGCUACUCUGACUUCUACUUCAUCAACCAAAGUUAAUCCUGGCCAUCCUCCCGACACAGACAACCACAUUGGUAUGACUCUUCUCAUAUUUGGAAUUAUUGGACUGCUUGUUCUGACCGCUGUUACCUGCAAACUUCACAUCACUCUUUGUGAGCAGAGAAAGCCAGCAGUACAAACAAAUGAUCCGUUGUGUCGGAGGCCAGUUGAGGAAAGCGGUGAUGACAGUCUGUCCUCUCUCAAACUAAAUCCAGGGGAGCCCUGAGGUGAAACUAAAUCUGUC
Molecule: messenger RNA, 1203 nt
Organism: Scomber japonicus (chub mackerel)
Lineage: Eukaryota; Metazoa; Chordata; Actinopteri; Scombriformes; Scombridae
Exons: 7
Coding region: 1-1185 (394 amino acids)
Biological process (GO): regulation of cell population proliferation
Cellular component (GO): external side of plasma membrane
Molecular function (GO): cytokine binding; signaling receptor activity
Source: RefSeq, a predicted model, not a curated record